AUGGAAGCAGGGUUCAUCAUGACGCCUUCCGGAGAGAUCAUUCCUCUUGAAAAGUUGGAUUUCCCCAUUUGGCAGCACGGCGAAGGCGGUAACGCUCCACAGGACUACGGCUUCACCAUAACUGCAGGCAAGAGUGGGAAACUCUACGACGUGCAGAUAAACACGAUCGAAGACGACCUAUUCGAGACGGAGCUUCGAUUCGGAUGGGAAUGGGAAAGUCGAGUGAUCGAAAGGUACAGCAAAUGCACCAUGAACGGAGUCAAAGGGUGGGGAGUGACGGAGUGGGCUUACCGGAAUUUUUCGGGCCGGCCGGAAGAGUGCGCCGCAGCUGAUCCCCCGCGAGUCGCGCUAAUCAACAAGGGUUGAGCCCCAGCACCUGGCCGGAAUUUCGCUCAGCGAAUUUCCCGGACGUGAGGAAAGAAAGCCUGCAUAUUCAUUCCGUCGCUAUUUUCCUGCACGUGUAAAGUUUCGCAGAAGAAGAGAGAAAAAAAAAGUUUUGCUUUCCUUGCUUUCACC
This is a messenger RNA of Notodromas monacha, 516 nucleotides long. The record is from the annotation of a GenBank genome assembly. NCBI's taxonomy places the organism in Eukaryota, Metazoa, Arthropoda, Ostracoda, Podocopida, Cyprididae.